UUCCGCGAAGAAAUCCUGUACGCCUGCGUGUCGUUCACUGUUUUGUUUCACCGCCUCGAUCUCGUGCUCAGCUUUUUCGUCCAUUAGACCAUAAUUGGAAUACGCGACGGGUGUUUUUGAAGCGAAUACAACAACCGUUGAGUUAACGAAAGUCAACUCAAUUUCAAUUCACUAUUGUUAUUUGUAUACUAGCAAUCCGCGUCGUUAUUAUAAUAGUGAUACCGCAAGUGCGAAGCUGUUCCAGUUCCGCGAAGAACGCGAUCUCCGCGAUUCAGGAGCCUCCGAAAAUAGCGGCCGGCAUCCGAAUCGGAUAACGUGGUUUAAAACGCUUCGCGACACGUCACACCGAGAGUAUCGGAGCGACACCCGUUACCCACCCCAUGAUCCCUCCUGCGAUCCCGCCGUCGCUCUUCACCCCUCGAAAUAACGUGCGCCGUGUCCCCGUGGCGCCGCGCGCUUCUUCGACGUAUUUCACCCCUAGCAACGUAUGCGUCACGAAGCUCCUCAGCGGACACCGUUCGGCGCUGACUGCUGAAAUUCGGACGCCACAGUCGAGCGCGAACCGCCGUACAGUCGAGACUUUGGCGACGAGUGAAUACGAAAUAUUUUAAUGGCAGCGUGCGGCGCGGUCAGCACCGUCAAUGAGCCGGCGAAGACGAGGCCAACGAACUGGCAGCAAAGGGUGUUCGGACGUCAGCUCGUAAAAUGUAACCAGGCAAACUCUACCGCGACGGAUUCCGGUAGACUUCGUGACGUGGGAAAGCUACUCGCCUCAGAAAACGGAGAGCCUCUUUGCGAGACGAUCGGCGUGUACUUUAGUUUCAUCAAUCCAGGGGCAACUUGCGACGAUUUCACUAAACAGUUGACAGAGCUUUACGGGAGUGUUAACGGUGCAGUUUGCAAAGAUGAUGAUAAAGAUUGUGCGUCUGAGGGUGAAAGAAUACAGAUGAAAAAACGCUUCGAAGUUGUGCACGUUGUGCUUUGGAGCAAUGUUGCCGAUGUUCUUGAUUUUGAAGAAAGUUUUCAAGGACACGUGGCUGAAUUGCCUUGGAUGGCUGUACCCAACGACGACUACGAGAGGAAGAUGCGUUUGACGAGGAGGUACCGGAUCAAAGCGGGAGUCCCUACGCUGAUCCUCCUUGAGGGUGGUACUGGAUCGGUCGUGACUCGCGGAGGCGUCGAACGCACCCUGGCCGAUCCCACGGGCGCCAACUUUCCGUGGAGGCCACCCCAUCCUAAGGCCACCCUAGUCGAUGGACCCCUUCUGCCGUGCGGGGGGCGAAACAAUAACGAACCGAUGCUCCACGAAGAACUUCGGCACUGCGUCAAGGGUGUAUACUUCAGCGCCCACUGGUGCCCCCCGUGUAAAGCCUUCACACCACAGCUGGUAGAUACGUAUCAGAGGAUCCGAGAAAGGGGACACAAUUUUGAAGUCAUCUUCGUCAGCUCUGAUCGGAGUGAGGAAUCCUACAACACUUACACUGAGACGAUGCCUUGGCUCAGGAUACCUUUCUCUCAAGAAGAACGACGGCGAAAACUCGCCCACGCUUUAGACGUUCAAGCGAUACCCACCCUCGUAAUUCUAGAUCCACGUGACAACAUCAUUACCUUGGAAGGGCGCGCUGAACUCCUCGAAGAUCCGGAGGGUUUGAAUUUUCCAUGGGCAAGCAGACUUGUGAACAUUUUGACGGAAAAGUAUGCGACGACCCUCCACGAUGCUCCAGCAAUAAUCUUAUUCGUUGAGGGCGAUGAUUGCGAAAUACAAUUUGGAGAAAGCGUUUUAGUUCCAGCAGCAGAAGCUUACCGACGUGACCGUCCGGACUACGACCCAACCUACGAUGACUUGGACAGCCACCUACAAUUCUUCAUUGCGUUAGACUGCGAAACCUCGGAUAUUCUAAGAGAGUUCGUUGGCCUGGAAGAUGCGGUUCCCUUGUUGACUGCUAUUGACAUUCCACGGGGUAUUUAUGCCGUGAUGGAAGAUGGAGCAGAAAUUACGGUAGAUUCGGUACAACAGUUUGUUGAUGGAUUUAUAAACGAUAAACUGUUGACAAACAAAAUCGCCGCCGUCCACAAGUCUGUCACCGAAACUGAGCAGACUGCAGUUAGUGCGAAGUGAUGGUAUUAUCGGGUAAAUUUAGUGGUGAAUCUAGAAUACGGUGAAUCUCACGAGAUGCACCGCCUUGUCUUGAAAUGCCUGCAAAUUUUUUGGUUACCUUUUUUUCAUAUCAAUUGUCCAAUUGAAAACCUAAUUACCGGUCUCAAACUGAAACCUUUUUCAUCCCGAAUGUCAAUUUCAUGUCGAAUGAAAAUGACAAAUAUCAAAUAGUAGAGGCCAGAAAUGUGAGGCAACCUAGAAGGUCAUCUAGUCUAUUUCUUGUGCAUUUCAUAAAAAUGCGAAAGAACAAGAAUUUAAUGUUGUCAGGGUCAAAUGAUCUGUGAGUUUUUCGAAGAUUUAACCUUGUCAACCUCCUAACCGAGCAGAUUAUUAGAUUCUGAGCAUGAAAUCUAGAACAAAAAGAAAUUAAAUGAAAGAGUAAGAUAAAUUAUUUGUUGUGAAUGUUGAAAUUUUGUACCAACGCAAUAAUACCAGAAUAAUACUAAACAUACGAAGAGCAAACUAAAAAUUACAUUUGAAAGAAUAUACCCAUCAUUGUAAUUA
Molecule: messenger RNA, 2662 nt
Organism: Athalia rosae (coleseed sawfly)
Lineage: Eukaryota; Metazoa; Arthropoda; Insecta; Hymenoptera; Athaliidae
Product: nucleoredoxin-like
Exons: 7
Coding region: 611-2119 (502 amino acids)
Source: RefSeq, a predicted model, not a curated record